AGCAGCUCCUGUCUUCUCUGGCUCUCUCUCGCUCCUCUGCUCCUCACAGCGAUGACCGCUGAGUCACAUUUCUGUGCUGGAGACUAAAGAUUGAGAGGCUGUUUUGUUUUUUUCCCCACCCACAGUGAACAUGAAUGAGAUCAAGAUCGCAGUGCUGGGCAGUGAAGGUGUGGGGAAGUCAGCUCUCAUCGUCCGCUUCCUCACCAGGCGCUUCAUUGGCGAGUAUGCCUCCUUCUCAGAGUGUGUGUACAGAAAGUGUGUGUCUGUGGACGGGAGGCAGGUGAACCUGGAGCUCUAUGACCCCUGCUCUCAGGCGUGCGAGGGUAACUCUGCGUUACACAACCAGAUCCACUGGGCUGAUGGUUUCAUUCUCGUCUAUGACAUCAGUGACCGAGCCUCCUUCCUCACUGCCAGAGCCAACGUGCACCUCAUCAGAGAGCUUCACCUGGGAUCUGCUAAAAGGGACGUGGACUCACUUAUAUUUUUGGUGGGCAACAAACAGGACCUGUGCCACAUGAGGGAGGUGCAGCGUGAAGAGGGUCAGCAUCUGGCUGCAGAGUUCCAAUGCCAGUUCUAUGAGCUGUCAGUUGCUGAGCACUACCAGGAGGUAGCGCUCAUAUUCUCCAAGAUGGUGCAAAAGGCCAGCCUGGGCAGCAAAUCCAAGGAGCGCCGGAGGCGCCCGAGUGGCUCGAAGUCCAUGGUCAAACUCAUCAACAACGUGUUUGGCAAGAGGAGGAAGUCAGUGUGAACAGCUGUGGGUCAAAGCUUGGCCCGAUCACGUUUCAUCAUUGAUCAUUGUUUGUGUUGCUAUUGAUUAGCACUCAACAUACAGUGUGUAUGUACAUAUGUGUUGUAGGGAUGUAACAAUCCUCCAAAUCCUCCAUGGUUCUGCUGAGAAAGAGUGUUUUCACGUUUAACAUUAAAUGUUUCAUCAUGAUUGGACCAAAACAGUCACAUGACAUACUGAAGAGCUUGCCCACAAACUCUCUAUAUAAAUAAUACUGUAGAUGUAGCCUUUAGGUCCAGAAAGUGAAGCCAAUGGGGAAAUGCCUAAAACCUUAGAGGUCAGUAGAGAUCCCUGUUGCGUACAAGUUGUCGUCAAAGAUUUUGUCUUUUUUUUCUAUCCAAUUCAAUCCUAUAUCAUAAUAAUACAAUGUACUUUACAUCAUAAGACAGAUACACUAUUAUAGAAAGAAGAGUAAAAAAACACUCUCAGAGGGUAGAAAUAAAACCCUUUGGAAGAACCAGACUCAAAGAGAGACGAGAGAGAACAGAACCAUAAUGCAGUCAGAGAUGGUCAUCACAUUUAAUUGUUGUCAUCUUUGACGACUAGCUAGCAUGACUUGUAGCAAAAAGUAUAUUGAUAUCAUUUUUGUUUGAUUGAUUGAAAUUAAUUGAACAAUAAUGAUGAUGACAAUACUACUACUUCAACUAAUAAAAGCCUUGUAACUGGAUCUGGUUCCUGCAGUCCUGGAGCCACAGGUACCUGCAAAAUGAACACUUACUAUCAAGGGGGUUCCCCCAGAAGGCAUAUAGCAGCAUAACUAAGGGAUAGUCCAGGUUCCCCUGAGCUAGCCCCAACUACGUAUAGGCUUUAUCAAAAAGGAAGGUUUUAAGUCAAACUUUCAAUAUAGAGAGGGAGCUGGUUCCACAGGGGAGGAGCCUCAUGACUGAAGGCUUUACCUCACAUUCUACUUUCACAGACACUGGGAACCACAAAUAAGAUGUAGUGAAAAGUAUAUAUUUUCUAGUUUUUAAUUGCCGACAGAUCUUGGUAAGGCUGGAUUCAUGCUGUCCAUGUCCACAAGUAUGUCAUCAUUCGUAAAUGUAGGGGUGCUUGACAUUUGACUCUGCCCGGUCCAGUCCAAUUGCAGUGUGCACUUGUUUUUGUCAAAGAGGAGAAAAAGAAGAAUUUGAUGUACUAUUGCUUGUGUUGAUGUGCACAGUUUCGUCGGUAUGUAGAAACACUGAUUCCUUUCUAAUCACUGCAAUUUCUCGUGAUUUUCUGGCAAAAAAUUGUCGGUAUUGGAAGGAUAUGUGAGGAUGCAAGCACAACAGCCUUGUUUAGUGCCAUUGAAUCAAACCCUAGUACACUUACCCCUUAGUAUGGUUCAUUUGGGUUGGUGUGAAAGUAGUCCGAGACCUCUGUUGCAGACCAAACAACUGUACAUUGGUCCUCUUGAAAAUCCGCAAUUGAGGAGAAGGAAGAACCAAGAAGAGAGCUGGUGAUACAGUGAAAUGAGAACACCACUUCCAUCCUCCGUGCCUGGCAGGUCCCAACUCUUCCUUCUACGCAGGUAAAGUAGCACACAUUGUCACCCUGAACCAGCACAAAGUCAUCAACUCGCCGCUGUUUCUCGGCUGUGGGUUAUAGGAUGUGGGCAACACCUGUGGCUCUGGACCCUCCUGCCCGUGACUGAGAAAUAGUGGUGGGUUGGACAACGCUAGCUCACCAAAUGUGCGAUCUUACCUGCAGAGGAGGAGGAACAGUUGGAGCCUCACAGACCCGGCAGAAAUCCCCUGACUCAGUUCCAAUUAUUGGGGGUUUUCCUCCAGGUUCUCCCAGAUCCUCACAGGGUAAUGUGGACAAGAACAGCAAAGCUGUAACUGCUCCACAUCCACCACACCAGCCAGGUGCCAGUCUUCAGAGCACUGAUCAUCACCGGAGCAGAUGAACAUUAACUCUCUGACCAGUAACUGAGCGGUAUGACUUCAGUUGAGAUUAGCCUUGAUCUAAACCAACAGAAGAAUUAAACAAAGUAUCAAAUUUCAUUUAUGUAACAUUUAUGUUUAUAUACUGUAUCUUAAUGAGUAGUAAACAUAUGUUGCUCUGUACAUCAGCAAACUAGCCAUUAAAAUGCUGUAUUUGUGUACAUGUAAGACGUGUUUAAGAUUUUGGUGGCAUCGUGUAUUAGGUACAAGUGCAAAUAAAAACGAACCCUUUA
Molecule: messenger RNA, 2945 nt
Organism: Solea senegalensis (Senegalese sole)
Lineage: Eukaryota; Metazoa; Chordata; Actinopteri; Pleuronectiformes; Soleidae
Gene: rergla
Product: RERG/RAS-like a
Exons: 5
Coding region: 131-748 (205 amino acids)
Molecular function (GO): GTP binding; GTPase activity
Source: RefSeq, a predicted model, not a curated record